ACAGAAGAAUGAUUAUUGUUGUGGCUUGUGGGCAUGGCUCUUUAACUACUAACAAUAUGGCGACUGGUGAAGAUAAGCAGGAAAAAAGUUCUAAAGAUGAAUUUGGUGCUUUGGAUGAUCUCCUUGAUUUUGAGUCCAUUGAGCUUUUAGACGAAGACUUUAACGACAUAGUGAGCAUCAGGAAACUGAGUGACUCUACAGCUGACAAACUUACUUUCACCGUAUUCCUAAGCAACGUCAUGCUCACUGCCUUCCUUGCUGGCUAUGUCCCUCAGUAUUUUUACUAUUGGCAUUCAGUGAAAUCAGUUGCUCUUAUUCUUAUAAGAUGGCUCAUAUACAAGCGAAAAAGAUGGCAUUACUUUCUUUUUGAUUUUUGCUACUUUGUCAACUUGCUCCUCUUUGUGUACUUCUGGUCCCCGUGGAAGCCCAACUGGUUGUUCCCAGCCAUAUUUGUUCUCUCCCAUGGCCCACUCCUCUUUGCCAUUCCCCUCUGGCGAAACUCUGUAGUACCUCAUUCACUUGAUAAAAUGACUUCUCUCUUCAUUCACAUUUCACCUCCAUUGGCUACUUGGGGAGUAAGAUGGUUUUCAACUCCAGAGCAAGGGCUCGUGCUCUGUUCAAAGCCGUCAGCUCCUGGUCCAAGGGGAUGUGAUGAUGUUGGAUGGGUGGAGCUGAUAGUCUGUCCGCUAGGGGUAUACUUGGUUUGGAUGUUGUUGUAUGUUUUUGUGGUAUUAGUCUGGAAGAAGAAGAGGGUGAGAGAGAGGAGCUAUGUGACCAGCGUUGGCUGGAUGACUGAGAGAGUCAAAAAAGGUUUUUUAUACAAACUUUUCAGCAUAUGUGGGGAAAAGUACUUAAAGUACAUCUACUUCUCCUGGCAGACCGUUUAUACUUGCUUAGGCAUAUCAUCGGCUUUUGUCUCUUAUCACUGGAUGGAAUAUGGUGUGAUUCUCAUGUCUGUGACCAUGGUCAUUGCUUGCUAUAACGGAGCUAGUUUUUACAUUGAUGUCAUUGGACACAAGUACUACGAACUGAAAAUGAACAAGAACAAUGACUAGAAGAAGAAAUAACAUACCAUACACAUGUGUGUAUGUAUGCAUAUUAGGUUAUACUAAUAUUGUCUUUUCAAUUUCUCAUUUGUAUUUGAUUGGGACUCAGUUUUAAAUCGAAA
This is a messenger RNA of Amphimedon queenslandica, 1168 nucleotides long. RefSeq lists its product as uncharacterized. Gene Ontology annotation, biological process: phosphatidylcholine biosynthetic process. The coding region runs from base 9 to 1055 and encodes 348 amino acids. The record is from RefSeq and is a predicted model, not a curated record. The transcript has 6 exons. Lineage: Eukaryota; Metazoa; Porifera; Demospongiae; Haplosclerida; Niphatidae.